AUGCCUAUUCCCACUGCAUAUAUCCUUUUUUAUUUACUGGUACUGGUGAUGACUUCAAUUGAUUGUCGAGCAUUUGGUCAACGAGUUGAAUACCAAUAUGAAUUCGACCCAAAAAGAGAUAUUCAUCCGAGAGUUCAUGUGAAAUUCGAUGACGUUACCGAUGAAACCGAAUUGAUGCGAAUUUUCAAUCAUCGAAAGUCAUCAGAAGUACGCAAAUCACCGUCGCGUUAUGAGCACACCCCAUCGACUUCUCCUUUCUUCGAAGAUAACGACCGUUUUAUGGUACCUUUCGAGGAAAUGGAUCGCGGGAAUCGAGAUGCUGGAUGGCGGAACGUUCCAUUUGCGGAGAAUCGGCAAUGGCAUCGAGAAUUCUUGAACCUUCCUAUUCAUAAGUUCGUUCAACCCGAUUCCCAGGAUGAUCUUGCUGAACAGAUGGCCUCGUUCCUUCGACGUCAAUCUGAAUCCAUUUUAUCCAGACACUUCCCAACAGUUCCACUUCAUCACUUCUCCGAUCCACCCGAAUUUAUGAUAACUCCUAUGCCCAAGUUUGCUUUUUAA
This is a messenger RNA of Caenorhabditis briggsae, 558 nucleotides long. Lineage: Eukaryota; Metazoa; Nematoda; Chromadorea; Rhabditida; Rhabditidae. The transcript has 5 exons. The record is from RefSeq and is a predicted model, not a curated record. Bases 1 to 558 code for a protein of 185 amino acids.